Messenger RNA from Sardina pilchardus (European sardine), 2046 nucleotides. Its product is annotated as metalloproteinase inhibitor 4-like. The transcript has 5 exons. Gene Ontology annotation, molecular function: protease binding; metalloendopeptidase inhibitor activity. The record is from RefSeq and is a predicted model, not a curated record. Bases 343 to 1011 code for a protein of 222 amino acids. NCBI's taxonomy places the organism in Eukaryota, Metazoa, Chordata, Actinopteri, Clupeiformes, Clupeidae. Gene Ontology annotation, cellular component: extracellular matrix. Gene Ontology annotation, biological process: negative regulation of membrane protein ectodomain proteolysis; response to hormone; response to cytokine.
UAAGGGGUUCCCUGUCUCAAUCUCUCAGGAUCCAGAGUGGAGAGAAGGAGAGAGGUGAAACAGAGAGGAGAGCAAGAUUGAGAGGGACAGAAAGAGUGAGACAGAGAAAAAAAAGAGUGCAGACAGCAGAGCUUUGACGUAAGACUCAGAGUCAGUGCAUUGGAAGUGCAAACUGCCAUUUUCUUCAUCCUUCCCAUCUUCACAAGCACAGCCAACCCGACCAGUCGCUAGUCAGCCUCCCCUCCUCCCCUCUCUGGUGCACUCCACUCUAGCGGGGACCCUCGGAGACUUUGUGCAGGACCUUAAUCCUCAGUGGCAGGGCAGGCAGCCGUGAGCGACGACAUGGGAGUCCCUGUGCCCGCAUGCGUGCUGCUGGGGCUGGCGCUGCUCCUCUCCCUGGGCUUGGACACGGCGGUGGAGGGCUGCAGCUGCCACCCAGCACACCCCCAGCAACACUUCUGCUACUCGGACGUGGUGAUUCGAGCAAAGAUAUCAGGAGAGAAGAUUGUGUCUCCAAGCAAUACCUCUUCCCCUUACAUGAAGAUGGUCCAAUAUGAAAUUAAACUCAUUAAGAUGUUUAAAGGCUUUGAUAAAGUUAAGGACAUCCAGUACGUCUACACCCCACUUUACUCCUCUCUUUGCGGAGUCAAGCUGGAUUCCAAUAACAAAAUCCAAUACCUACUGUCAGGGCAUAUUCGCAGAGAUGGAAAAGUCUCAAUUGGACUUUGUGACUUCACUGAACCAUGGGACAACUUGUCACUAACCCAAAAGAAGAAUCUCAAUUACAGAUAUCAAAUGGGCUGUGACUGCAGAAUCGCUCCAUGCUACACGGUGCCCUGUUCCACGACCACCGAUAGCGAGUGCUUGUGGACGGACUGGGUGCUGGACAACAGCCUCAGCGGGGAGCAGGCCCGGCAGCACGCCUGCAUCAAGCGCAGCGACGGCUCCUGCGGCUGGUACCAGGGCGGGCCUCCUCCGGAGAAGGACUUGCUCGACCUGUCUGACCCCUGAGGGCGGCGUCGCGCUCACCCCUCUCACCCAUCCGCCAGGCGAGGCAGCGGGCCGCAUGGGUCUCUAUUCUCCCAUCUCUAUUUAUCUUACGCUCUGAUCUCCACCACUCAGCGGCUUCAAAGAUCUGUGUUCAAGACGUGCAGGGUCCACCUGGCCACUAUUAUGAAUGUAGGAAAGAGAGUGCCCAUCAGAAGACAGAUGUUUCAAAUCUACACAUCAGCCCUGGUCAGGGUUUCAUGCUGACUUUGCUUGUCUUUGCUUGAUUCGACAGUGUAAUAUACGGUGACAGUUUGGUCUUUUCCUCUUGUCUUUUCAAAUCUGCUCUAAAAGAAAGAUCCAUUCCAGUGGAACACUUUCCCUAGAGUGCAAUAGAAACACUGGAAUUGUGAAAAAAAAAGUCUGUUUUGAGGAUGAAAAUAUUGCCAUAACCAUGAACAUUUCUCAUCGCUGCAUACAGCAAUUCUGUACAGUAUGUACACUUAAAUGUGUAUGCAUAUUUUGGACACCUGGAACUUCAGUGUGAAUUCUGUAUACAAAUGUGCAUAUUUCUAUUAUUUGGACAUUAACUCUGAGCACAAAAGAGUUAGAUUAGCAUAGAAAUCACCCAUUAGAUUAUAAUUGAAGCCUCCUUGAUAACUUCUUUCUGUGAUUUUGCCUUGUGAUCUUGUUUCAUUGUGCGAUGGUUUGUUUUUUUUCUUGUGCCAAAAAGCUAAUACAUUGCUUUAACAUAAGCAGACGUAGAAGCCAUGUAGGAAAUGAUUUUGUAUACAAAAAGUUUGUAUGGGUAUUUAUGUUUCCUUUUGCUGUCAAUAUAGUUUUCUAUACGUACCAAAAAUAUUGUAUGUAAAGUUUAACUAGGACUUUCAAAAAAACAUUUCAAAUAUUCUUCAAACGAUACUUUAUCUUCUGUGCAAUGCUAGCCUGGAUGCUAGCUCUUUCAGCAUAUAGACCACGUACUGUCUCGCAUCUGCAGAGAUUGACUAGCAUCCAGACUAACACUAUGUCCCUUCAUUCAAUAAAAAAUAUUCACUUACA